Molecule: messenger RNA, 890 nt
Organism: Sesamum indicum (sesame)
Lineage: Eukaryota; Viridiplantae; Streptophyta; Magnoliopsida; Lamiales; Pedaliaceae
Product: small ribosomal subunit protein uS13c
Biological process (GO): translation
Cellular component (GO): ribosome; small ribosomal subunit; mitochondrion
Molecular function (GO): structural constituent of ribosome; RNA binding
Source: RefSeq, a predicted model, not a curated record
UCCGCCGUUACGAGAGGAUAAGAAAAGCAGUCCUCCAUCCCCCCUUUCUUCCCACUCUCUCCCAUAUUUCAUCUUCAGACCAUAAUUCAGUCGGAAAACAGCAGUAUCUAUCAACAAUGGCGCAGGCACUAGCUACGCCAGUGCUCCCUUCACUCUCCCUAAUCUCCAACCCCAUCUCUAACUCCGCCAAGACCUCCCUCUCCUUCCCACUAACCACAACUCUCCCCAAGAUUGGUGGGCUUAGCAUCAAAUGCGCGCGUGUUGGUGGGGUUGAGAUACCCAACAACAAGAGGGUAGAGUAUUCUUUGCAGUACAUUCAUGGAAUCGGGCGCACUGCCGCUAGGCAAAUACUAAACGACCUCGGCUUUGAGAAUAAGAUAACAAAAGAUUUCUCUGAGGAAGAGCUCACCACUCUGCGUGAGGAGGUUUCUAAGUAUAUGAUUGAAGGAGAUCUCAGGAGGUUCAAUGCUCUCGCCAUUAGACGGCUGAAGGAGAUACAAUGCUACAGAGGUGUUAGACACAUUCAGGGGUUGCCUUGUCGUGGACAGAGGACUAAGAACAAUUGCAGGACCUUAAAGGGCAAGAGGGUUGCCAUACCAGGCAAAAAGAAGAAGUGAAACUUGGCUGCGUUUCUGUGACUGUAAUUUAUAAAUGCAAGAUUAUGCAUUGGAUCUGAUUUUUUGUAGUCAAAGGUAUCUAUUCUAAAUCAUAUUGGAUUUCCAUUCAGUUUUCUGUCUCUGAAUUUGCAUUUGCUAUGUUCGGAACCAAAAACCUGCUCGAUUUGUAUGUCUGGUCUGGUGUACAAUUAUGCGAUGCAGAAGUAAUUAGAUGGAAACUGCGGGCUGGAUAAUUUGUUUCAAGUUUCUUUACUGAAGUUUUGGAUGGCUGUA